Coniophora puteana RWD-64-598 SS2 is the source of this 558-nucleotide messenger RNA. RefSeq lists its product as uncharacterized. Bases 1 to 558 code for a protein of 185 amino acids. NCBI's taxonomy places the organism in Eukaryota, Fungi, Basidiomycota, Agaricomycetes, Boletales, Coniophoraceae. The transcript has 7 exons. The record is from RefSeq and is a predicted model, not a curated record.
AUGCUUAGCUGGAUGCACUGUGUGGAUCACCCUGUACAAGAGGACAAGGAGAAGGAGGUUGAGGCUAUCGAGAGUGAUCCGAUAGUACUCAUUGCCAGCGGUGGUACCCUGCUCUUUUAUGACCGCCCGCUUCAGCUCGUGUAUGUCAACGCCCCUGCUUUAUCCCAGCUCACCCCAUUAACCUUCUACUACUCUCCAGUCGUUUAUCAUACCUACCUCCAGAACCUCCCCCAGUACAUCGGCCGCACGAAGUCCGCAGACUCUGCGGAAUCCUAUGCGAUUCCGCUGGCUGUCGUUGUUAAUCGUAUUGGCGUUCUGUCUAUGGGUCCUGAGCAGGGCAAUUUCAAGGACGGCAUGGGCUCUUCGGUCCUGCAAUCCGGUGCCGCAAAGAAUAGGGGAAGGGAGGCCGUUGUUAUUGGCGCUGACAAAAUCUCUGCAGACAUAAGUCAAGAUAUCGUUUCCAAGGGUGCGGCACCAACGCUGGUGCAGCGCAACGUAAUGCAACGUGCAUCCUAUCAUUCAAGCGGAGCGGGGCCUUGGGCUUGGUCCACCCGGUAG